AUGUUUGCGGUUCCGCUGGAAUACGACAACCUAUCGGGAUCGUUCGUCACCAAAGUGCAAGUUGGCACUCCCCCACAAACAUUCUAUGUGGUUUUGGACACUGGUUCUCCACAGCGUUGGUUGCCGUCAGCUGAAUCAAAUGAUCCUAUCGUAAAGUCGCGAAAACGGAGGUACAGAUCGAGGACGAGGAAACCCACGGAAACGAUAGUUUCUGUUAAAUAUGCGAGCAUGAGCGUUGUUGGACGGUUGGUUGAGGAUACUUUGAUUAUAGGUGGAUACACGUUUCAGGAUUUCAAGUUUCUCGAAGUAACCGAGAUGCCCCGAGCUCCAGGAAAGAAUCCAAUGUUCGAUGGCGUUUUUGGACUAGUUUUGGAUAUGACAUCGCCGGAGUUUCAUCCGACACUACUUGGUAUGAUGCAGGAGUGCGACCUGAUUGAAGAGCAUUCGGUGUCAUUCCGAUUUUGUGGGUUGCUUAAUGUGGCCGCGCUUGAAUCCAUUAUUCCCGCUCUUGAAUUCACGAUUUCUGCAGUGGAAGUUGAAACAUUCCUGUUGCAAGAUACAUUUCAACAAAGUGGCUAUUAA
This is a messenger RNA of Opisthorchis viverrini, 582 nucleotides long. RefSeq lists its product as hypothetical. Gene Ontology annotation, molecular function: aspartic-type endopeptidase activity. Bases 1 to 582 code for a protein of 193 amino acids. Gene Ontology annotation, biological process: proteolysis. The record is from RefSeq and is a predicted model, not a curated record. The transcript has 4 exons. Lineage: Eukaryota; Metazoa; Platyhelminthes; Trematoda; Opisthorchiida; Opisthorchiidae.